GCGUGUUUCUGUAUUGUUUUCUGUAUCAGAACUAUAUUCGCUAUAGUGUUUCUCAUCUUCUCUCCAUUCUACUAAUAAACUUACUCAAGCACAAUCAAGUAACUGUUUGACAUUCAAUAUACACAUCGCAAGAUUCACAGAUUACUACGAUCUUUUUGAUUAGACUUCAAGAGCAAAUUUCUAACGAGGGAACCAUCUGAGGUGAUACCUCCCGUUUUGAUUCAUUCAUAUCUCAUUUAGUUGAGUAUAUUGAGAUAGUAAAAACCUUAAAGAGGAUUUUCCCCAAUCUCAUUCCUUCAAAAGUUAUCGACGUUUUCCUAUUUUUACCCUUAUACAAGAUGAAAAAUUUUUUAAAUGACAAAUUAACAAAAUAAGUCAAAGAGAUCUGAAAGUUUGACUAUAUAUGGACUAUUUUAGUGUGGCGUAGUAGAGGAGUGUAUCUGUUUACUAGCGCCUUCUGUUAUGUGUUGAUAUAGCUCUAUAUAAAGGAAUACAAUACUACUAGUGUCUUUUUUCUCAUAUCUACAAGUACCGUUGCAGGCGGCUUCAAGAGACGCCGAAAGUCCAGAGCAGACACGGAGUCGAAUUGACGAUCAACGUGCAAGACAAGCAGCCUCCAGAGCAGUCGAGACUCCGGAGCAGAGACGGACUCGGAGUGAAGAUCAACGUAGACGACAAGCAGCCUCAAGAGCAGUACAUUGGACAUUCAUGGAAGGGGAAGCGUUGCGCUAUGAUCCAGCUAACAACUACGACAGCCAUCCUCAACUUCAUAUUGGACAAAUGACCGAUGUUUGCUCAUACUGUGAUGCUCUCAAGUGGCCUGGAGAAGCACCAGGUAUGUGA
This is a messenger RNA of Didymodactylos carnosus, 843 nucleotides long. The record is from the annotation of a GenBank genome assembly. Lineage: Eukaryota; Metazoa; Rotifera; Eurotatoria; Philodinida; Philodinidae.